GGGGCUUUGAUGCCAAAUGUGCCAUCAUCGUGCCAACUAGAGUCUGGGUUGCAUUAAUGAACGAUCAAAGCUGAGGACGCUUGCACGUGAUGUAUACUAUGUAUCGAACGAGGGUCGGUGCAAAUGUGAUAUUGAAUACUGCAUCGAUUCACCGGUUGAUUCGUACGUAUCGCUAUCUUCAGUGUCCGUUCAAAGAACAUAAAAGACGAAAAGGACAGUAUGGUAGACAAAGUCACACCGCUGAAUGGGACGGUGGAAAUGAAAUAUGGCGCAGAUGGAUCGCUGCAGGUACAUAUCGAAAAGGGAUUUCUUCCUUCAUUUACCUCCAUCUUAUGAGAAAAUCUGCAAGGAGCCAAUGACGCGCAUAAUCGGGCUCUUCCGCGGGACGGCAUCUAUAUAUAGUACCACGGCAAGAAGGCGCGGAGGGAUUAUCAUCCUUGAUCACCACUUAUGAUAUUCAUUCAGGUCACCUACGAAGUGCAUUUACCAGAUGUGCUAUCUACCCUUCAUGCAUAGAUUGCUCUUCGUAUUCAUAUUUUGCAAUCUUGCCCUUGUAGGGAGGGUAAUUAACA
This is a messenger RNA of Botrytis cinerea B05.10, 572 nucleotides long. RefSeq lists its product as hypothetical. The record is from RefSeq and is a predicted model, not a curated record. The transcript has 2 exons. NCBI's taxonomy places the organism in Eukaryota, Fungi, Ascomycota, Leotiomycetes, Helotiales, Sclerotiniaceae. The coding region runs from base 90 to 359 and encodes 89 amino acids.